Molecule: messenger RNA, 1408 nt
Organism: Phragmites australis (common reed)
Lineage: Eukaryota; Viridiplantae; Streptophyta; Magnoliopsida; Poales; Poaceae
Product: putative lipase ROG1
Exons: 10
Coding region: 79-1134 (351 amino acids)
Source: RefSeq, a predicted model, not a curated record
ACCCUUUCCCCUGCACACCCCUCUCUCUCUCUCCGGCUCCGCUUCCCCUUCGCGCGUUUGCGUGCGUGGGCCGGGUGAAUGGGUGACCUAGGCGAAGGAGACUGGCGGGAGGCGACCGAGGAGGCUGCGCCGCCCGCGCCGGCGACGGCCGGAGGCGGGGCCGACCACCUGGUGGUCAUGGUGCACGGGAUCGUCGGGAGCACAGCAGAUUGGAAGUUUGGAGCUGAGCAAUUUCAUAAGUUGCUCUCGGACAAAGUCAUAGUUCAUUGUAGUAACUGCAACAUGCACAAGCUAACGUUAGACGGUAUUGAUGUGAUGGGCGAGCGAUUGGCACAAGAGGUUAUUGAAGAAAUUAACAGAAGACCACAUAUAAAAAAGAUAUCUUUUGUUUCUCAUUCUGUUGGAGGAUUGGUUGCAAGAUACGCCAUUGGAAGACUUUAUAGGACACCAAGAAGAACAUUCCAAAGUGCUCCUCAAACUUUGAGUGACAACAACAUAGGUACCAUACAUGGACUUGAGGCAGUGAACUUCAUAACUGCUGCGUCACCGCAUCUUGGUUCCCGAGGAAACAAGCAGGUUCCUUUCCUUUUCGGAGUUACAGCAAUUGAAAAUUUUGCGUGCUACGUCAUUCAUUUGAUAUUUGGAAGAACUGGCAAACACCUCUUUCUUACUGACAAUGAUGAUGGAAAGCCUCCAUUACUGCAACGCAUGGUGGACGAUUGUGGGGACCUGCAGUUUAUGUCUGCUUUGCAAGCAUUUAGACGAAGAGUGGUAUACUCCAAUGUUGGUCAUGAUCAUAUUGUCGGGUGGAGGACAUCAUCCAUAAGACGAGAUUCGGAAUUACCCAAGUGGGUUGAUUCAACAAACAAGAUUUACCCACAUAUUGUAUAUGAGGAACUAUCCAAAGCAGAAACUCCUAAUCAAUGUGCUGGCGCUGCUGAUGUGGACAACUGCACACUAGAAGAACUUCUUUUAAGAGGACUUAAGCGUGUGUCAUGGCAAAAGGUGGAUGUUAGCUUCCACAACAGCAAAGUAAGAUCUGCAGCACAUAGUCUGAUUCAGGUAAAGGAUCCCGUGAUGCAUUGCGAAGGUGCCGAUGUCAUACAGCAUAUGAUUGACCAUUUUAUUCUCUAGUAGAAGCCCUGGUCUUUGGAAACACACUUAAACCAGGACACGUCAUUUACUAACUGCUGAGUCGCCGAGCCUGGGGAGCACGUUUAUGGAAAUCCCAGGUAUCAAGAUUCCAGUCUCUGAUGGAUCACGUAUAGAUAUAGAGAGGGGAAAACACUCGGUGCAUGCCCGUUGGUCCAUUUAGUCAUUUGUGAUUAUAUAUGUUGUAUGGUGUAAUUUUAACAUUGGCCUUGCCAUGGUAAAUGUUCAUCAUUUAUUUAUUUAAGGUUGUUCUUGA